AUGGGUCCCCGAAGAACAAAACUGGUUUUACUAAAGGGUCCGGGUGCAGGAAAGGUGUGCGGCUGUAAUGUCUCGAACGCUUCUACAACGGACGUCUCUCUGGGCUUUAACUCAACUCGUAUCACUUUCAAAGCUGGGACAACAUACAUUUUUGGCAAAGGAGGUGGCCUCAUCACAUUCAAGUGGCCAGCCAAUGAGAGACCAAGCACGAGGACAGACAGGCUGACCGUUGGCUUCAGUACCUCCCUGAAAGAUGGUAUCCUUGUCAGGAUUGACAGUGCUCCAGGUCUGGGGGACUAUCUCAUGCUGCACAUAGCUCUCUCUCCUAAUCGUGGUAACUUGGUGGCCUGGGGGACACAGGACUCCUUCAUUUUUCAAAAGAGCAGCAUAGGGACACGGCUACAGGAGGGCACACUGCAGGGCCAGAGUCAUCUCCUUGAUUACAAAGGCUUUCCCCUCAUGGAAUACCUGGUAACACCACUGGCCAACCCUGCAACAGAACAGGAGCACCGAUUCAAUAAUGAGCACAUACGCACACGGGCCAUGGUGGAGUGCUGCAUCGGUUUGCUUAAGGGCAGAUGGCUCUGUCUAGGAUCAGCAGGGGGAACUCUACUGUAUAUGCCAGAGAAAGUUUAUGACAUCAUUUUGGCCUGUGGGAUUCUGCACAAUAUUGCACAGGAUAACAGGAUGCCAUUUGAUGUUCUAAUGCAGCCAGAUGAGCCUAUGCCCAGAGAGCUGUGGCCAGCACAGCCCCAUCAGGGGGCUAUACGGAGGAGACAGGACCUCAUUCAUUGCCUCUUAAAUGACCUCUGCUGUCAGAAUCCAGGACCGUGGUGGUGGGCCAGCACGGGGGGCAGAGGACACACGCCCUCUCUCACAGCUGGCGGUUGCCUGGCUCAGUGGGGCUGGCUCCAGGCCGGUUUGUGUAGCCUAGGGCUGAACAACUCCACUGGCGCCUGGCUCUGAUUGAUCUGAAACAUCAUUAA
Molecule: messenger RNA, 986 nt
Organism: Thunnus maccoyii (southern bluefin tuna)
Lineage: Eukaryota; Metazoa; Chordata; Actinopteri; Scombriformes; Scombridae
Exons: 5
Coding region: 1-966 (321 amino acids)
Source: RefSeq, a predicted model, not a curated record